AUGCCCCCCAUUAUCCUCCCCGCAAACCAGCCCCCCAACCGCUUCUACGCCGGCGGCCCCCAAAUCGCCGCCUUCCGCUCGCAUCCCAGCAGCGCCACCCACGAGCCCGAAGACUGGAUCGCCUCAACCACCUGCUGCAGCGCCGGCCAGGCAUCAUCCUCCAACAUCGGCCUCACUCGCCUCCCUUCCGGAACUCUCCUCCGCGACGCUGUAUCGUCGGAGCCGGAGAAGUGGCUUGGGCCGGCGCACGUCGCCAAGUAUGGGAGUGACACGAAGCUCCUCGUGAAGCUGCUCGAUGCAGGCCAGAGAUUACCCGUGCAUGCGCAUCCGCACGUCGACUGGGCGGCGAAGCAUCUGCGCGAGAAGCACGGCAAGGCGGAGGCGUGGUAUAUCCUCACGCCUGGAUCGGUGUGGUUAGGUCUGAAGGAGGAUAUCGAUCCGGAGGAGUUGCUGGGUAUUGUGCGUGAGGGACGAGGGGGAAUGGAGCUUUUGGAGAGGAUGCAUAGAAUUGAUGUUGAGCCGCAUCAGACGGUGUAUGUUCCCCCGGGGGUUCUGCACUCGAUUGGCGAGGGCAUCAUGGUUGUUGAGGUGCAGGAGCCGUCGGACAUGUCUAUCUUGUGUGAAUGGAGCGGCUUCGAGAUUGAUGGUGCAAAGGAGGGCCAUUUGGGGGUUGGGUUUGAGACUGCGCUUACGGCUGUUGAGAUGAAGAGGAGGACGAGGGAGGAGGUGAUGAGGCUUGUUACGGGGCCGCGGGUUGCGGAGAGUGUGUGUGCGGAGGAGUCGAGGGGGUAUUUUCGGUUGGAGAGGGUGCUUGUGAAGGAUAGGAGUAGCUGUCGACGGGGGUUUGCGGUUGUGGUUGUUCUUGAGGGGGAAGUGGUGUUGAGGACGGAGGCUGGGGAGGUGUUGAGCUUGACGAGGGGGAGUACGGUGGUGGUUCCGUAUGAGGAUGGGGGGAUCAUGCUGGAGGGGGAGGCGGAUGUUGUUAUUGCUCGGCCCCCUGAGUAG
Messenger RNA from Trichoderma reesei QM6a, 1005 nucleotides. RefSeq lists its product as uncharacterized. The transcript has a single exon. The record is from RefSeq and is a predicted model, not a curated record. NCBI's taxonomy places the organism in Eukaryota, Fungi, Ascomycota, Sordariomycetes, Hypocreales, Hypocreaceae. Bases 1 to 1005 code for a protein of 334 amino acids.